GCUCUGAACUACAAUACCCAUAAUUCCGUCCGCUCGUCAACAGCAACAGCUAGGAUGUUGCGAUAACGGUGGAAGCCAAAGAUUGCUGUGGUUGCAGAGAUUAUACCGCUGGGCUGAAACCUCUGUCUACUGUUUUGGUAGAUGUCAGAGUCUGUGAUUACAUAUUCGCAGCUAUAACUGCGACAGGCGGAGUCUUCAGUCUACUGUCGAUUCGACGCUUGUUUGUGUUGAUGAGAGGCUUCAUCGCGCUAAUGCGUUAGCCAACUAAAAUCAUAGUUUUUUUUUAUUUAUUUAUUGUAAAUGGAAGCAAUUAAAUAGCGACACGGUCAGCUAGCUAUGUGGCAACAAACGGUCGCUCCACUUGGCUGAGGAUGGAAAUAUUUUUGCUGGCAACGCUGUCAGACAAGUUACACGUCGGUUACAUCGCACCCGAAGACAUUAUCUUCAGAGGAUAACCUGGAUAACCUUAACGUACACGAAAUGUCAUAGCGCGUAAGUAGCUAGCAUUGAGCUAGCCUAAAAAUGGCUGGACGAGAUGGAGAUGGACCGAAUGUUAUCGCCGUCAGCAGCAGCCGACCGUGAACAGCUGGAUUGAUAGCUAAAGAAAUACUUUCUCCGGAGAUGCUUUAGCCUCCUGGGUGGUGUAAUUCACUUACAUAACAGUUAGUCGCAACGGCUCUAGCUAUCACCAACUGUCUUGAUCUGGCAAGCAAAUGGGAAAUUUGCCACCAGAAACCUGAGUUCUCACAAUAUUAUAUAUCAUAAAGGCAUCACUACAGGCUCCACAUAGACUCGUUAGGGUUACAGUCUGAGCUGCUUUAUUAUCUAUAUCACUGCAAUAAUUGUGCAUACAAGGACCUACAGCUCAUCUGAAGCCGCAAAUACCCCUGUCAUUUUGACACUAUGAGGAAGUUCUUUGAUUCCCGUCGGGAGUUAGUCAGCUCCGGGCCUGGUUCUGGAGGAGGAGGGAGCAGCUCGGGGUCCAGCCACGCAGGCGGCAAUUUCAUUGGACGAGCCUUUACUGUCGGGCGACACCAAGUCACUGUUGAAGAGAUAAUUGCUGAAGGUGGCUUUGCAAUCGUGUUCCUCGUGAAGACAAACCAAGGGGUUCGUUGUGCUCUGAAGAGGAUGUACGUCAACAACGAACACGAUCUCCAGGUCUGCAAGCGCGAGAUUCAAAUAAUGAAAGAUCUAGUUGGUCACAAGAAUAUUGUUGGUUAUCUGGACUCCAGUAUCACAGCUAUGGGAUCGAGGGACGUAUGGGAGGUGCUUAUACUAAUGGAUUACUGCAAAGGAGGUCAGGUGGUCAAUUUGAUGAAUCAGAGGCUGCAGACUGGUUUCACUGAAGCUGAGGUGCUGCAGAUCUUCUGUGACACCUGUGACGCUGUUUCUCGUUUGCACCAACGCAAGACGCCUAUCAUCCACAGAGACCUUAAGGUGGAGAACAUCCUCCUGCACGAUAAGGGUCAUUAUGUGCUGUGCGACUUUGGUAGCGCCACUGACAAGUUCCAGAGCCCUCAGACCGAAGGAGUGGCUGCUGUGGAGGAAGAGAUCAAAAAGUAUACCACCUUAUCAUAUCGUGCUCCAGAAAUGGUGAACCUCUACAACAAUAAGAUCAUCACCACGAAGGCAGACAUCUGGGCACUGGGCUGUUUGCUGUACAAGCUGUGCUUCUUCACUUUGCCCUUUGGUGAAAGCCAGGUGGCCAUCUGUGAUGGCAGUUUCACUAUUCCAGAUAAUUCCCGUUACUCUUAUGAUCUUCACUGCCUCAUUCGGUACACGCUGGAGCCAGAUCCAGACAAGAGACCAGAUAUCUACCAGGUGUCCUAUUUUGCUUUCAAACUAGCUCAGCGGACGUGCCCUGUUCAAAAUGUGAAGAAUUCUCCGAUUCCUUCCAAACUUCCUGAGCCAGUCAAAGCUAGCGAGGCUGCGGCAGCAAAGAAGAGCCAGGCUAAGCCCAGACUGACAGAUCCAAUUCCCACCACUGAAACCUCCAUCACCCCUCGCCAGAGGCCCAAAGCAGUCCACACCCAGCCUGCUGCUGGCAUCUUACCCAUCCAGCCUGCUGCUCUGACCCCUCGCAAGCGGGCUAAUCUCCCUGUUGGUGCAGCACAGCCUGUGGGAGUCAGUUUAGAUCUCUCUCAGCCAGCUGCAGCUCUUCAGUCACAGAAGGCUCAGGCUUCAGCUCUGCCUCUCAUUCAGUCACAAAAUAAUUCAAAUCAGACUGCAGCUCUACAGAAGCAGGCUGUGCAGCCAGCUCCAGCUGCAGAGACAGCAGCACCAGCAGCAGUGGCAUCACCGGUGACCAAAGCUGACAUCCAACCACAAGCACAGCCAACAGUACAGCAACAGACUACACCCACCUCUGUUGUGAGCUCAGCCUCCCAACAAGGAGCACAGACCCCAUCCAGCCCAGCCCCGCCUCAGCGCCCAGCUCGUCGUAAGCAGGCCAGCCUGGCUCAACAGCCAGAGGCGCAGCCUUCCCCCAGCAAGCCUGCAGUAUCUCAGCAGCAGAUAACUCAACCGUCAGCUACCCAGGCUCAGCCUGGCGCUACUGAGAGCAGCCAAAAACCAGCUGAGACAACCCCACCUGCUACUCCAAAGACAACUGAAGAACUAAACCACCAACGCACACCGAGUGACGCCACAGCUCCUGCUGUUUCUGCAGUUCCAGAGAGCGACUCCUCACAGCAGCCACAGGGAGCUAAUGAAGAAGCAGCUCUCAAUCAAUCACUUCCGUCUCAGCCAAAUCUUAGUGAUGCAGUACAGGACCAAAGUAAAAAUGUUCCUGCUUCUGGUGCCACCACAAACACCCCUACACAGCCAGCGUGGAACCCCUUUGAUGAUGACAACUUCUCCAAUCUCACUGCUGAGGAGUUUACAAGUGAUGCCAAAAAGGCUAAUGACCUAACCCCAGAUACUGAAACAACUGCUUCAGAAGAGUUGAUACCAGGCCUUCAGGCCUCAGCUGUUGAUACCACCCCACAGGAAACUGAUCCUCUCACGGCAGACGACUCUCUCCUGGGCUGCUCUCUGAUCUCUGCUCCAUCUGCCCCCCUGGCAGCAAGCAGUGCAACUUCCUCUGUGUCUUCUGCUCCCACUUCUGCUGCCUCUGCUUUGGAUGAUUUCAGCCUGUUGUCUGGAGACUCCACACAGCCUAAAGCAGACUCGUCUCUCCUGAUCUCAGACUUUGAGUCCCAGCAACCCAGCGCAGAGGCUGGUACAGAGGAUGAGUUUGACCCUAUUCCCGUCACAGGCCGAAAGAAUUCCCAAGACCUGCAGAGGGAGCCGAACAGCAAUGAGCUGCGAGCCGCCUGGACAGCAGCUUCUGUGCAGCUCGCAGAGGAAAAACAAAAGCUGAGAGUCCAGCAGAGGACUGCAUCAUGUGUCUAUGAUAAACACAUGUUGCUGACAGAUGAAUGGUACAGUCAACACCAUACCAGACAAACUCCUCGCACCAGUCUUCAUUUCACACUAUUAGACCAAGAAUCCCAAUUCCAGCCUCCAGACAGCCAGUUUACCUCUGAUGUCUUCCAGCUGGCCCCUUUUAAGACUCCAGCAAAAGAAACUAAGGUGGCGUCUCAUAAACCUGUUGAGGUGUCUGAUGUUUUCCUCCAGGCCCCGUUUGGAAAGAGGCAGGAAACCACCAAAGAAGUUCCUAUCAACACUUGUGUAUUUAAGUCUGGUGCACAGCAAAUCCAAGCCAGCAAACCGCGUCAUUCAGCUAGAACGCCAUUUUCUCACGUUUUUCAGAGUAGACGAGCGGCUCCAGAGACGCCUUUGCUUCAGCAGCCGGUGGCCGUGCACCGGGUCGUCUCCAGGAUCGGUCAGCAAGCCGCCGUAGGCUCAGUAGCUGUGGGGCCGUUACAUUCCUGGACCAUAGGGGGUAGAGCUCUCGAUGACCCGUUUACCGCUGCACCAUUUCAACCAAGAUGUUCUCAGGAGAAACCCUGAUUAUAUAAUCAUCUUUAAAAAAAACAAAAAAACAAUUAGGAGCUUUUUUUUUUUUUUGCAAGUAAUGAAGAAGCCAACAUAUAGUUCAGUGGCAGUAUUACUUAAAUCUCUGGUGUAAUUUUACUUUUGAGAUUAUUGUUGGCUAUUUAAAAUAAUUGAAGUAAUCCUUAAACCAGUUCAUGUUAAAACUUGAUGUUCUACCUCAGCCAUGAGAUCCGUCUUCAGUCUGAGAACCGCAGUGCAUCACAUCAGCACUUUACAAAUAGUUUGAGCUUUGGCUAAAAUGGUCAUCGUUCAUGGAUCUGUCACUGACAAAAGUUAAUUUAAGUUUUUUAAGGAAAUCCCUCCAUGUGUCACAUUUUGAAAGGAAAGAAAAUCAUGAGCAUUCUAACAUUAUAGAAAACACAAAUAACUUCGAUCUAAUACAGUACGUGCUGUAAUUGUGAGUAGUUGUGUUUAUAAUGUUGUUGCGGUUUCCUCCUUAGUUCACAUUUAGAAUACAGAUUGUGCCUUUGUUUUCCAAAAUGACUCAAACAAACUGACUUAGUGUUCCCACUGACACCAAAUCUUUUGCUAUAAACCAAAGAAAUUCUACAAAACUAAAUAUUUCUUCAUAUUUGCUACUUUCAAAGAACCGAGUUAAAGCAUUGUAGAUUUACUAAACCUGCAGCUGUACGUUAUUCAGAAUAAAGUUCCCAAAGAAUGAA
Messenger RNA from Pundamilia nyererei, 4661 nucleotides. RefSeq names its product AP2-associated protein kinase 1-like. The record is from RefSeq and is a predicted model, not a curated record. NCBI's taxonomy places the organism in Eukaryota, Metazoa, Chordata, Actinopteri, Cichliformes, Cichlidae. The transcript has 18 exons. Gene Ontology annotation, biological process: protein phosphorylation. Gene Ontology annotation, molecular function: ATP binding; protein kinase activity. Bases 904 to 3954 code for a protein of 1016 amino acids.